Messenger RNA from Camellia sinensis, 1184 nucleotides. RefSeq names its product ER membrane protein complex subunit-like protein (Protein of unknown function DUF106, transmembrane). Lineage: Eukaryota; Viridiplantae; Streptophyta; Magnoliopsida; Ericales; Theaceae. Gene Ontology annotation, cellular component: membrane; EMC complex. Gene Ontology annotation, biological process: protein folding in endoplasmic reticulum. The record is from RefSeq and is a predicted model, not a curated record.
CCCAACAACAAGUGAGAGAGAGAGAAAGAGAGAGAGAGGGGUUUUGGAGGUGUGAUUCAAUGGCGGCAGAUUUGGUAUUGGAUACAGCGAUCAGAGAUUGGGUGCUGAUCCCAUUAUCGGUGGUGAUGGUUCUCAUCGGAGUCCUUCGUUACUUCGUCUCCAAGCUCAUGCGUUCUUCUCAGUUGCCCGAUGCCAAAAUCGUCAAAGAAGGGCAGGUUAUUAUUAGGGCUAGAAAUCUACGGGCCAGCGCGAAUUUCAUUCCAUCUAAGUCGUUUCGAGCUCGAAAGGCUUACUUCGGCAAUGAGGAAAAUGGGUUACUUUUUGUCCCCAAGGGCCAGGCUCAGAAUGCACAGGCACAAAUGUUUUCUGAUCCAAACAUGGCCAUGGAUAUGAUGAAGAAAAAUCUUUCAAUGAUCAUACCCCAGACUCUUACUUUUGCCUGGGUUAACUUUUUCUUUUCCGGAUUUGUAGCAGCCAAGAUACCUUUUCCACUGACUCAGAGGUUUAGGUCAAUGUUGCAAAAUGGUAUUGACUAUAGCACCAUCGAUGUUAGCUAUGUCAGUAGUCGCUCAUGGUAUUUUCUCAAUAUGUUUGGACUAAGGGGUUUAUUUAGUCUCAUUUUGGGGGAAGAAAAUGCCACGGAUGAUACACAGCGUAUGAUGCAAAUGAGUGGAUUUGGCUUCGAUCCUUCCAAGAGUUUGGGUGCUGAGAAAGACGGUCUUGACAUAAUUCAGCAUGAAUGGGCCCUACCAAAAUUUGAGCAGCGAGCUGAAGCAACGUUGAGAAAACUCAUAAGCUGAUUACUGAUAUGCAGCACGUAAUUUCCUACCCGAAAUGAUUUUGCACCAGUUUUCAUGCUUUCUUCCAUCUUGGUGAAACUGUUAGACCAGCAAUGAAGGUACUGACAACUUGGACUCUACCAUGUAUUGUAUACUACCAGCAUUGUGGAACUCGGCUUUGAUUAGUAGCAUUCCAUCUUGAAUUUAUUCUGAUCAGAAAUACUUUUUUUCUAGCAUUCUGAUUGUAGUAACUUUAUUCAAUGGCGCCCUAAUUUUCAGACUUUAAAAGGGGAUGUUUGAUUUACAGUUCCCCAUGUUAAACUGCAAUGGUAUGCCAUCUGAAUUCUCUAGCAAAUUUGAAACUAGAGUGCCAUAUUGGAUUGAUGUUAGUUGACUAGCAUGACA